AUGACCCAAACCAAAACAACCGUCGUGAUCAUUGGUGCCUCCUUUGCCGGGGCUCCAAUUGCCCAUUCUCUCCUCAAAGAUGUCAAAACGGUCAAGGUUAUUUUGAUCAAUCCCUCUCCAACGUUCUACUACCCCAUUGCCGGCCCCCGGAUCAUGGCCAAACCCACAGCCUUUCGGCCAGAACAAUACUUGAUCCCAAUUGAUUCGGCAUUUAGACAAUAUCCCUUGGAAUCAUUCGAAUUCGUUCAAGGACGCGUAACGGCUAUCAAUCCCGACACUUGUUGUCGUGCUUCAACGACCCGCAACGACAUCCCGAUUCCCUUCAAGCAAUCCAACCUCGAUGACAUGGCGACACUCAUCAAGAAUGCGCAGCAGGCUAUCUCAUCAGCCUCGCACAUUGUCAUUGGCGGUGCCGGUCCCAUCGGCGUCGAACUCGCCGGCGAACUCGCCGAAGCCGCGCAAGAACAAGGAAAAUCAGUGAAAAUUACUCUCGUCUCUGCCUCGGACCGCGUCCUACCGAUGCUUAAGAAGUCGGCCAGUAAAGCUGCGGAAAGCCUGCUCACGCAGAAGAAGGUGAAGAUCAUCUCGUCGCGCAAAGUCACCGAUGCGGUUCUGUCCACCAACGGGACGUGGAAUGUAUCUCUCAGUAACGGAGACCAGCUCACCGCUGAUCUGUACAUUCCCACCACGGGCGUCCUGCCCAACAACAGCUUCAUCCCUCAGCAGUGGCUGGACACUGACGGCUGGGUGAAAGUGGACCGUGAGCUUCGCGUACAGGGCGGAGAUAAUGCAUUCUUACCCGUCUAUGCGGCGGGCGAUAUAACCAACAAUUCGAUGCGCCUCUCCUUCAAGGCUACUGAGCAGGCUGCGGUUGUUGCUGCAAACAUCAAGCAUGACAUCCUUGGUCAGAGCUCAAAAUACAAGAGACGGAUGUAUGAUCAAGGAGAUAGCGUUAUGAUGAUCGUCACCGUCGGGGCGUCGGGUGGAACGGGGCAGCUGUUUGGUAUAACGGCUUGGAGCUUCAUGGUCAAGUCGAUCAAGGGGAAGGACUUUUUUGUCUCCAAGGCGCGUUCGUUUAUUGGGGCAAGUUAA
Aspergillus thermomutatus is the source of this 1092-nucleotide messenger RNA. RefSeq names its product NAD(P)/FAD-dependent oxidoreductase. The record is from RefSeq and is a predicted model, not a curated record. Gene Ontology annotation, cellular component: cytoplasm. The transcript is spliced from 2 exons. NCBI's taxonomy places the organism in Eukaryota, Fungi, Ascomycota, Eurotiomycetes, Eurotiales, Aspergillaceae. Bases 1 to 1092 code for a protein of 363 amino acids. Gene Ontology annotation, molecular function: flavin adenine dinucleotide binding; electron-transferring-flavoprotein dehydrogenase activity.